AUGUCAGACUCUUUGUUUGUCUUGCAUCUUUGGUCUUUGAUUAACUUGAUGAUAGAGGUAUUCCGCGUUCAAAAUUCAAAAGGUGGCUGUUCCAAAGUUUUGAACUCUGCCUCGGUAAGUGCCAGAAUGAGCUUGGGUCAAAUAGACUAUCAUUCCUUCAGACGACAAAGUUCCGGAUAAAACGUGUACGCAAAGUAGAAAAAGAAUGCCUACCUUUUCAACCUUCUCCUAGCAAGGAGUUAAAGAGUCGUUCAGCCCGCAACUCAAAUAGUAGGCAAAGUACUUGUCUAAACAGAGUAAUAUAGCUAAUUUUGAGUGCUCCAUAAACAUCAGACGAUGAUCUACGAUAAUACAAAAUCCUAGUAUAACGUGUAUACUUGGUACUCGCUUAUUCUACCUACUAUUCUUACUACUAUACUACUUUAUAUAUAUAAGUAACGUGGUUUAUCAGCGAGUCGAUCAUAUCAGCGAGUCGAUCACUUUUUCUUGGCACAGAACUUUACACCUAAAUAAAUCAACCACAAUAUAUUAAAUUAAUUAUCGCUCUCUAUAUCUGACGAACUAGAUAUAUCUAUAACUUCUUGACAAGUUCGCGCGUUAUGACCAGCUUUUCCACAAGUUCUACAGCGCCGCCUAGAAGGUUGCCCCUCCUUAUAACCAACCCCCGCCUCACGCAUGUCGCGUCGUACUUGCUCAUCUACAUCCUCCUGAGCUAACAUAUCCUGUACAUCCUCUACUAUAAGUGCCCCUCCUUGGCGGACACGAGUCUUUUUAGCCCUACGGCGUUUACUUAGGGCUUCAUUUGCAGCGCGAAGGGUACGGACCUCAGCAGACAAAAGGGUCAUCUCAUGUGCCAUUCGCUCUGUACCCUUUGCUAACGCAGCAACUGUUUGAAAAAGUGGAGUUGGCGAGCUUCCUUGAUGACAGGCUAUACGAUUUCGUACAAGAGUUGAUUGUGAAAGGGCUUCAGUUGGGUUGGAAGGGGUCUGGGACACCCAGGGGAGGGAGUUGGCACUACACGUCCGAGGGGGAGUUGGAGUCCGUAACCUUACGUCAAGCUUUGAAAGCACUGCUUGCGGGUUAAAUGGUACUAGGCCAGCUCCGCGGAAUCCAGACUGACAGUUUAGGACUGUCAUUGUUUCCUUGUAUGCUGCUGUAAAGGCUAGAAAGAACUCAACCUUUGUAAUAUGGUUGAUAUGGGCCUUGAUAAACGUCUCAAUCUGCCGACCAUACGCUCGUUUUAACACACUAUAGCACCCAACAUCAAGUGGCUGGGUUAGAUGGGAUGAAUGAGGAGGUAGUCCAAGAGUAAUAAUGUUGUGUUUCGUACAGUAGUCUUGGAACUCAGCCGAUUCAUGACUCUCGUGCCCAUCCAAAACUAGUAUUCGAUACAGACCCUUUGCACGAGCUGUAGUGUGUUUAUCAAAGUGCUUUAACCAUUCCAGGCCUGUUUCAUUAUUUGUCCAACCAUUGCUUGUCGGUUUCAUAACCCAGUUAGGUGGGAGGCCGCCGUCGGUAUACCAGUUGGAGAGAUGGUUCUUGCCCUGAACUACCAAGAAUGGAGGAAUACUCCAGCCCUCCCCAUUAAUACAGGCAAUUGCUGUAGCCCAUUCCCGAUUGCCUGGCUGAACUGCCUUGCCUCUACCACGUCGGUCUGCACGAGUAACAACCAUUCUAGGACAAAUAACACCCAUCAUAAAGCCUGUCUCGUCGAAGUUGUAGAAGUCGGAGUCUGUAACCCCAUAUUUCGCCCUCAUAUUCUCUACUAGCCGGAACCAUGCGCCUAGCACGUCAGGAUCUUCGCAUAAGGCCCUCUGGAAGUCGUAAACGCGAUUAAAACGCGUCUUAAGGUCUGGUUGUCGUUGUACGAAUCGAUGGGCCCAGAGCUUGCCGACGCGUCUUCCCCCCCGCGAUUCAAGGAUAAAAUUAGCCAUAUCUUCUACACCAGCGAGCCGGGGCGCAAAUCCUCUGGAAUCCAUAUCCAGUAUAUACCGAAUAAUCACUUCCUCUUCUAACUCAGUCAACUUAUGACAAUUGGCUUGAGAAUCUGGGCGGUAGGUUCGGCCAGCCAUUCUGUCGGAAAGAGUCGUAUAUGGUACAUUGUAGAUCUUUGCCGCAGAGCGUUUGCUUAGUUUUUUGGACGACCGAAUAGCCUCGAUAGCUAGAGUAAUUCGCGCUUCUUGAGUUUGAAUUUCCAUGGUAAAUAGUUGAAGAAAACGUGUGUUGAAGUUUGAGGAGGUAGUGCCAAGGAAAAGUGAUCGACUCGGUGAUAUGAUCGACUCGCUGAUAAACCACGUUAUAUAUAUAUAUUAUCUAAUCCCCCUUUAGAUAUGUUUUUUAUAUAAUAGAAAAGUAAAAGAUAAUAUUUCCUUUAAUAAAAGGGAUUUUCUUUUAUCUUUUUCUUAGAUUUUUGUACUUUUAUACUUAUGUUUCUUUUCUUAUAAAUAGUUAGUUAUUUUAUUACCUUAUACUUCCCUUAUUCUUUUUCUUUGUUUAUAUUUUACAAAUAAAUAUAUAAAUCUAAUAAUAAAUAGUAGUAAUAAUAAAAAUAAUAUUAAAAUCUACCAAUUAAAUAAUACUAAUAAUAAUUAUUAAAUAUUUUAAAGAAAUAAAUUCUGAGAAACUAAAAUAAAGAAAAUAUAAUAAAUUAUAAGUUAUUGUGACGACACGUACGCAAGGCCCACGGUGUAGGUUGUGGAAUCGUAGAACUGUCAAUUAAACAAAGAUUCUAAGCUGAGGAGAAGAGGAGAGCUCGAGAGAGCUUCGAUCUAAAUACUUGGUGUGGGUCGCUAAGCGAGACCACGUGAUCCGAAUGGUGGUGACGGUUAGAACCGUCACAGUUAUGAAAUAAUAUAUAUACUUCUAAUAAAAUUCACUAAACUAACCUAGUAAUAAAAAAUAAACUACUCUAGUCCGGACUAUAUUUUUAGAAAAUUUAUUUACAAAAAUCUUUUAAAAGAUUUAAAGUUUAUUAAUAUCUUUAUAUUAAUCUAAUCUCUUUAAAAAAUAAAAUAAACCUAUAGACUUAAAAGUCCCUACUAUACCCUACUAAUUCUAAGUAUCGCGAAAAGAUCCUAUUAUCUGAGAGAAAUAGAGAAAAAUAGAAAAGAAAACAAAUAAGCGAGGCCCCCUCGCUUAUUCCUACCCGACACCCUGGAUACCUGAAAGUCCAGGCAAGAAGUCAACAAUAACCGAGAUUACGAUAUUCACUAGAACAAAAUCGCACAUUCACAUUUGCAAGCAAAAGCACGAAGUUAUGUCAGAGAAAUCAUUAAUCCUUCAUUCUCACCAAUGAACUUAUAAUGAAACCCCCCUCUCAACUAAUGAUCACCCAAGUAAACGCCCCAUGCAUCCAUCAAAGAAGGGGUAUCAUCCAUCGCACCACAAAAGACCACCAGAAAACUCCCCAAACCCUGUGAAGAACACCCAAUCCAGAUAUCAACGUCCCCAAACGCAAUUCACACACUUCUCCGUCCCGAGUGCUCGUGCUCGUCAUCUCCCAGUUGAAGGUCCUCCAAAAGCCCAGUAGUAACAGCCGACCAAUCCAUCGAAGCAGCGCGAACAUUCAAUGGUUGGUUCUCAGUCUCAUUUUCGAUGACAGGUCUGGUGUUUUGUUCCGUAGCAAGGACGGUCGUCUCGUCAUCCUCGCUCUCAGAGUCCGAGUCGUCGUCCGCGUCCCAGAUGAGUCCUGCGUAUGGUGCGAAGAGGGCCUCGUCGUUUCUGAGCUCCGCGAGAGGCACCUUGGCGGUUCCCCAUGCGCGCGCGACGAUUUGGCAGUUGGCGGCGAGUUCGGCGAUGAGGGUGGAUGCUUUGCCUUCGAACUGGGAGGUUGUUAG
This is a messenger RNA of Hymenoscyphus albidus, 3836 nucleotides long. The record is from the annotation of a GenBank genome assembly. Lineage: Eukaryota; Fungi; Ascomycota; Leotiomycetes; Helotiales; Helotiaceae.